UGAGUUAAUUCCAACUACUACCUUACAAGAGUAACCGGUAAGCAAAGAGUAACCAAACAUCCUAGGAGAGAUAACCUCUCUAUAAAUACACAUCCCCACUUUCUCCUUUCAUCUUCCUCCAUUUUCUCUCAGUUCUUUUCUCCUUUCAUCUUCUCUCUACUAACUCCUUAACAAUGUCAGCUUACACAAACCAGGAUCCUCGUCUUCACGGCAUCAAAACUAAAAUCCGUGUCGUCCCCAACUUUCCCAAAUCCGGUAUCAUGUUCCAAGACAUUACCACUCUGUUACUGGAUCCCAAAGCUUUCAAAGACACCAUCGACUUGUUCGUUGAACGAUACAAAGGCAAAAACAUUUCUGUUGUUGCAGGAAUCGAAGCUCGUGGUUUCAUUUUUGGUCCUCCCAUUGCCCUUGCAAUAGGAGCUAAGUUUGUACCAUUGAGGAAACCAAAGAAGUUGCCUGGCAAAGUUAUAUCUCAAGAAUAUAUUCUGGAAUAUGGAAGCGAUUGUCUUGAAAUGCAUGUUGGAGCUGUUGAGGCUGGUGAACGUGCUAUUGUUGUGGAUGAUUUGAUUGCCACCGGUGGAACACUCUGUGCCGCAAUGGAUUUACUUGAACGUGUUGGAGCAGAGGUGGUGGAGUGCGCAUGUGUAAUUGAAUUGCCAGAACUAAAGGGUCGUGAACGAUUGAAUGGGAAGGCAUUGUACGUGUUGGUGGAAUACUUGGAUGAUAUAUGAGAUUACUACACUUAACACCAAUUCUCACAAGCAUCUUAUACCCAGACUUAAACGGAUUGUGCAGAGGCAGUUUGAAGACGGUGGUUGCGCACGUGUUAAAUUUUUGCAAGCAGUUGCUUUUAUUGCAUAUUCAAAGUGGUUACUUUCACUUCAUUAACUCUCGUAAAUUGUAUAAGUUGUAUCAUGAACGAUAGAAAACCCUCUACUUGAUUAAAUUUUGUUUUUUAAGAA
Lathyrus oleraceus (garden pea) is the source of this 962-nucleotide messenger RNA. Its product is annotated as adenine phosphoribosyltransferase 4. Gene Ontology annotation, biological process: adenine salvage. The coding region runs from base 174 to 731 and encodes 185 amino acids. NCBI's taxonomy places the organism in Eukaryota, Viridiplantae, Streptophyta, Magnoliopsida, Fabales, Fabaceae. Gene Ontology annotation, molecular function: adenine phosphoribosyltransferase activity. Gene Ontology annotation, cellular component: cytosol; cytoplasm. The transcript is spliced from 7 exons. The record is from RefSeq and is a predicted model, not a curated record.